Messenger RNA from Drosophila erecta, 2053 nucleotides. RefSeq lists its product as uncharacterized. The record is from RefSeq and is a predicted model, not a curated record. Bases 116 to 1909 code for a protein of 597 amino acids. Lineage: Eukaryota; Metazoa; Arthropoda; Insecta; Diptera; Drosophilidae. The transcript is spliced from 7 exons.
GAUACUGUCAAACAUUGUUUUCUUGAAGUGAUCACAUCCGCACGAGAAUCGAAUGUUCAAUAAGCUCCAUCAAAUCACAAUUUAGCCAAGUGCCCAGGAGCCGAAACCACUCAUCAUGCCGCCGUGUACUUUGCGCCAGAGGGGUAUGGCCUAUAUACCACGUCGGGACAAGAACCGCGAGAAGGAUGUCCUGGCCCCGAAGCCCGUGCAUCCGCGCUCCUUGCGCUUUCAUGGAUUCUUUGGCAUGUCGUACGUCCAUCAGCAUGUGAUGGUGGAUGAGCGAUGGACACCCAACUCCCUGACCGAGCAGUUCAAGGGAAUGACCGACUUGUUGACGCGGCGCUUGGUGUUCAAGAACCAUGAGUCGAAGGCCAAUCGCCAGCGGUAUUUUCGAGAGAACAAGCGCCUAAAGCUGCAAUGUCGAGAUGGUCGCACAAAACUGCAGAAUAUUCUGGUCAACGACAAUACCCAUAAGAUCCGCAACUUUCUCAUCAACCAUAAGCCGCUGCAGAGGCUCUACCAGAAGAUGCCAAUUCAUUUGGUGGUGGACAACAUCAACCAGCGGACCUUUGUGAUGAGAAAGGAACGGGAUCGUUUGGAGUUUCGCUUGGAUCAGUUAAAGCAGCAUUACAAGGAACAGCUGCUGCGAAGGGCCCUGUUGCAGAAUCGCAUCAAGUACCAGAACGAAUUUAUUCUCGACGAGGAGCUCAAGUCACGGGUUUUUCUAAAGAAGAUUGAAAAUUCGAAUGUGCGCCUAAAGGCGAUCAAGACCAUCAACAAUACUUAUAAAAAGAUGAUACAGGUGCUCGUUCAUGACGAGAUCUUUUAUGAACCCAUCUUGCGCUCCCUUAGCAGCGACAUGGACGAUCAAUCUAACUUUAUCAAACAUAUCCUGUUCCUGGGUAUGCCGGCCAUCGCGAAGUUCAAGGAGUUGAACGAUGAGUUCCGACACAUGGAGGAGAAAUCCCGCAAAAACCUGCAGCACAAAUUGCAAAUGCUGUCUGCCUUGAAGAAACCGGCAGGUACAUCUAUUGUUAAUUUUAACAAACCCAAGGAGGCGCCUCCUACAACGAAUCUGAAGCGCUAUGUUCGCGAAACUCAGAGCAUGAUGAUCCUAAAACUGGAGCUCAAGGCUGUGGAAAAGACUAUCAAGGAGGUCAAGUUUGUAACACUCUGUUCGCAGGCUAAGGAAAUUUAUCCACGAAUGAAGAGCCAGGUGGACAACAACGACAAGCUACAUCGUAUGAUUGUAAAUGACAUGCUGGCUCAUGAAAUGCUGGAAACCAAGAUGAAAUGCGCCAGUGUCCUAAAAGGGGUCCUUAUCAACAAUCUCUCAGAGGAAGAGAUUAAUCGCUUGGAGCGCAUUAAGGACUUAAAGAAAACACUUACAAAUGACACCCAAUUUGAACAAGAUACUUUGCAACAUCUUAAGAAUAGAGCUGAUGCAUAUGUUAUGUUAAGAGUAAGCAUCUGGAAUCUUUUGGAGAUUCUUCGCCACAUUGAUCGCCAACCCAAAUUACUGCGUGCCCAGUAUCCAAACUCGUACUUGAAGCUCCCAUUGCUUAAAUUCGAAAUGCUGAACAUGAGGGCCGCUGCCCCAGAGAUUUUCGAGGAGAACAUUGAUAACAUAAUGCAUAUGGUGAAGCGUAAGAUCUACAAGCUGAUGAAGGCCUAUGCAGUUGAGCUCAAGCCGGCGACCAUCAAACGAAAUGUCGAGGAAUACCAUGCCGACUUCUUGGCCAGCCUAGAUUUGUACGAGCCGGUGGAUAAUGAGGAGCAGGCGCCAAACGCUCCCGAGGAUGACAUCCUGCAGGAGAACAAGACCAUGGCCAAUGUGCCCAACCGCAAACAAAUCAAGGCACAAAGCGCUAAGCUCGUGGAGGAGCUGGCCAAGCGGGAUGAAAUGUGAAUGUUUAGUUGGGUUUAGUUCGUUUUGCAGCUGUCUAAAAUUUGCAGUAACUUAAAUUCUGUACGUUAAAAAACAAUUCGAAUUGCAAACAAUUGGUGGCUUCCAAAAAAUAAAAAAUCGUGAGGCUUGCAUUGGCGAAAUUCC